AUGUGUGAAGAAAAUAAGACAAAAGUCACAGAGUUUCACUUCUUGGGAUUCCGUAAUCUUUAUAACUUUAGAAUGUUAUUUUUCAUCAUCCUUCUUGUCAUUUACAUUGCGAUAGUGGUCGGGAACCUUAUGAUCAUCCUCUUGGUGUCAUUUAUUGAUCAUCUACAAAUUCCAAUGUUUUACUUCCUCAAACAUCUAGCUGUGGCCGAUCUUCUUCUCACCACCACUGUGGUACCAGUCAUGUUGGACAUAAUACUUAAGGAGGAAGCAGUCAUUUCUGUCAUUGGGUGUCUGAUUCAGUUUUAUGCUUUUGGUAUUUUUGUGACUAUUCAGUGUUUCGUGUUGGCCGUAAUGUCUUAUGAUCGAUACUUAGCCAUCUGCAACCCACUUCAUUAUGUCUUCUUGAUGAACCCUAAGAGAUGUGUGCAGCUUAUGUUUGGAUCUUGGUCUUUGAUGGUCGUUGUAGUGUCAAGUGAAAUGAUUUCAAUAAGUCAAUUUGAGUUUUGUGGCCUGAAUACUAUUGAUAAUUUUGUCUGUGAUAUUGGCCCAAUUGUUGAAUUAUCAUCUUCCGAUAGUUCUGUUUUCAUCAUGGAAGACUUUGUCUUUGCCAUCCUUAUGAUAGUCUUUCCAUUUGUUUUUAUUAUUAUAACAUAUAUCUGCAUUUUCAUCACGAUACUGAAGAUUUCUUCCUCCACUGGAAGAAAAAAAGCCUUUUCCACAUGUAGUUCUCACCUGACCACAGUGUGCACCUAUUAUGGGACCCUCAUCACAGUUUACAUAGCCCCAUCCGAUAGGAACCUCGGUGAUGGGAAUUUGUAUAUAUCUCUUCUGUACAUUCUGGUGACUCCAUUUAUGAACCCAAUCAUCUAUAGUUUAACAAACCAUGAAAUCAAAAGGGCUAUAAAGAAAGUAUUGAAGCGAACCAGGAUGGUAAUGGGGGGACAAUAA
Hyla sarda is the source of this 948-nucleotide messenger RNA. RefSeq names its product olfactory receptor 488-like. The transcript has a single exon. The record is from RefSeq and is a predicted model, not a curated record. Gene Ontology annotation, cellular component: membrane. NCBI's taxonomy places the organism in Eukaryota, Metazoa, Chordata, Amphibia, Anura, Hylidae. Gene Ontology annotation, biological process: G protein-coupled receptor signaling pathway. Bases 1 to 948 code for a protein of 315 amino acids. Gene Ontology annotation, molecular function: olfactory receptor activity; G protein-coupled receptor activity.